GGGAAGUAUGCAGUUUCGAACGUAGCCUAAGUGAACCGAACAUGUCUCCUCCCGGUCACCGUAGUAAAUAUUCUGGUGUUUAUUUGUCAGUCAGUCGUAGGGUGGCGAUGAAAAAUACAGCAAACUGUUCGGAAAAAUACUGAGCUGAGGAGGAGGAGCAGUGUUAUUCUGUCUUCUGCAGCCAGCCAGCCAGCCAGCCAGCUAACGUUAGCCAGUCAGUUUGUGAUGGAACUGAUUCGGCAGCAGUGGAACUGCGAGUCUGGACCGCAGUCACUGUUCGGCUUUGAUUUAGAGAGAUCAUAACAUGGAAAUCCAGAACCAACCAAUCCUAGCAUUUAGAAGCUGAAGAACAACCUGUAUUACAUUCAUAACCUACUACUUUAUCUGCUGCUACGAAUUAUCUGUUUUCAGAUCUUCAUAGUUUGCUUUAAUUGUCAUCAACGUCAUAGUCUCCACCAUGGUUCAGAAGUAUCAGUCCCCUGUGAGGGUGUACAAACAUCCUUUUGAACUGGUCAUGGCAGCAUAUGAGAGGAGGUUUCCCACUUGUCAUCUUAUUCCCAUGUUUGUGGACAGUGAUGUGAUCAAUGAGGAGAACAGUGAGGAUGGAUCCAUUCAUAAGAUUGAGAGAAGGUGUAAACUAGACGUGGAUGCACCACGACUCCUCAAACGGAUUGCAGGUGUGGACUAUGUCUACUUCAUUCAGAAGAACUCCCUGAACCACAGUGAAAGAACUCUUCAUAUUGAAUCCCACAAUGAAACCUUCUCCAACAGAGUCAUAAUCCAUGAACUUUGCUGUUACUCGGUUCACCCAGAAAAUGAAGAAUGGACGUGUUUUGAACAAUCUGCCAGUCUGGACAUCAAAUCUUUCUUUGGUUUUGAGAGUACAGUAGAGAAGAUCGCCAUGAAACAGUAUGCCAGCAGCAUCAAAAAGGGUAAGGAGAUUAUUGAAUACUAUCUGAGGGAGCUGGAGGAAGAAGGUGUUAUCUAUGUACCUCGGUGGAGCCCUUGCCUACCAUCACCCACAAAACCUAUGGUGUCAGUUGUUCACCCUGUGUUGCCUAUCACUCCCGCAAUCACCAUUGAAGCCCCUACUGAGAGCAUGAAUGAGACUCAAGUGUGUAAAGAGGGCAGCAGUCCUCCUGGCAGCCUAAAUGAUACCUUGGUAGCCAGUCCAGAUGAUAAACUGGAUGCAGACUACAUCAAACGUUACCUGGGUGACCUCACACCACUCCAGGAGAGCUGUCUCAUUCGCCUGCGCCGCUGGUUACAGGAGACACACAAGGGCAAGAUCCCAAAAGAUGAGCAUAUUCUACGGUUCCUGCGUGCACGGGACUUCAACAUAGAUAAGGCAAGGGAGAUCCUUUGUCAGAGUCUGACAUGGAGGAAGCAGCAUCAGGUGGACUACCUGCUGGAUACAUGGAGCUCUCCUCAGGUGUUGCACGAUUACUACACCGGUGGCUGGCACCACCAUGACAAGGAUGGCCGGCCUCUGUAUAUCCUACGGCUUGGACAUAUGGACACUAAAGGUCUGGUUCGAGCACUUGGAGAAGAAUCCCUGCUUAGACAUGUGCUGUCAAUCAAUGAAGAGGGUCUGCGACGCUGCGAGGAGAACACUAAAGUCUUUGGUCGGCCAAUUAGUUGCUGGACAUGUCUGGUCGAUCUUGAGGGGCUCAAUAUGAGGCAUCUGUGGCGCCCUGGAGUCAAAGCUCUGCUGAGGAUUAUUGAGGUAGUGGAGGCCAAUUACCCUGAGACUCUAGGCCGUUUGCUUAUCCUCAGAGCUCCCAGAGUUUUUCCUGUCUUGUGGACACUGGUAAGCCCUUUUAUUGAUGAGAAUACACGAAAGAAGUUUCUGAUCUAUGCGGGAAAUGACUACCAGGGCCCUGGUGGUCUUGUGGACUACAUUGAUAAAGAAAUCAUCCCUGACUUCCUUGGAGGAGAGUGUAUGUGUGAAGUCCCAGAGGGUGGCUUGGUGCCUAAGUCCCUGUACAGAACUGCAGAGGAACUGGAGAAUGAUGAAAUCAGGCUGUGGACAGAGACUAUUUACCAGAGUGCCAGCAUCUUUAAAGGAGCGCCACAUGAGCUACUGAUUGAGAUCAUCGAUGCCUCCUCAGUCAUCACUUGGGACUUUGAUGUGUGUAAAGGUGAUGUGAUCUUCAAUAUCUACCACUCUAAACGAGCUCCACAGCCGCCAAGAAAAGAUCCGCUGGCUACCCAUGGCAUCACCUCUCCUGCAGGCAACAAUGUGCAGCUUAUAGAUAAAUCCUGGCUGCUGGGACAGGACUACAGUAUGGUGGAGUCACCACUCACUUGCAAAGAGGGAGAAAGUGUGCAGGGUUCGCAUGUGACUCGAUGGCCAGGUUUCUAUAUUUUGCAAUGGAAGUUCCACUCUAUGCCAGCAUGCGCCACCACAAACCUACCUAGGGUGGAUGAUGUUCUGGCUACUCUGCAGGUGUCCUCUCACAAGUGUAAAGUCAUGUACUACACUGAGGUUCUUGGCUCAGAAGACUUCAGAACGGCUUGCUGCGAUGUGCAGAGUUUGGGCUCAAUGACCAGUCUGGAAUCUAGCCACAGUGGUUUCUCUCAGCUCAGCGCCGCCACAACAUCCUCCAGCCAAUCACAGUCCAGCUCCAUGAUCUCCAGGUAGAAUGGAAAGAGAUUUAGGCUCUAGAAUGUUAUAGAAUUGCAAGACUCAAUUCUCAAUCAACCCUAUUACUACUCUUCCUAAAAAUAUAUCCUUACCUCAAAGGAUUUUGGUGACUGUAGAUGUUUUUAAAGGGCUUGAAUCUGCUUUGCCAUAGCACUCAGUUGGGCUACAGGUCAGUUCAUAGUCUGACUGUGCUUUGUAUGCAUCUAAAAGAGGUUACUCUUUAUCAUGCAUUUCUACAUUUCCCAUGGACAGCAAUAUAUGUUCUAAAAUUGGAAAGAGCCUGAAAUUAAGUAACUGAAUGUGUGCAUAUGCCCCCCACACAAAUUUCAAAUACUGCACAUACACAUAUGCACUUAGUUCUGCCAUAUCACUUGGAGCUCAUCCUCUUGGUGAAUUGUUUUUAGGUCAGUGGGUGAGCUUCUGCAAUAACUUAGAAGAAUUUGUACUAUUUGAAUUUGUAAUUAUCAUAAAAUUUGGAGACUGGAUUAAGUCUUCUUGGGUGCUACAAGCUUGUUUCCUCAUUGUUAGUGUGUGGCUAGACUUUCAGUUUGAACACAGCAAAGUGUUUAGUGAAAUAGUCACAGUACUGCUUUUGUGCUCAUUACUACUAGUGUUGGCUCCAAUUUUGACUUGGUGAAAAACACCUUGAUAUCGAACCUCAGACUCGCUGCUGAUCAGUUUCUAUGCAGUCAGCCAAUCAGUGCUUGGAAGGGUCAUUCAUAUUAAUAGGUCAAAACAUUUUUGAAUGACAGCUUUCCUAGAAGAGAGGCAGUGUACAUUUUGUAGUGAAUUUUAUCAUUGCUUCAAUAGAAUGUCUUGUUACAUAGAAGGGUCUUGAAUCCAAUUGUUUUUAUGGCUCUGUAUUACAGAUGGUAUAGGAAAGGUGUGUGUGUGUGUGUGUGUGUGUGUGUGUGUGUAUUUUGCCUCUUUUGGUUGAUAGUUUCUAUUAGUAAAGACUUGGAGUGAAGUUACACAGCAUGCUCCUAAAAGCUCUGUAAAACCUUAAAUAACUUGCUUAUUUGUUCAGGUUAAAAUAUAAAUAAACAUUUUAAACAAAAUGCUCAAAAAUUGUCUUUUAGGUGAAAGCAUGUCCAUUAAUCCAGGUGACUUUUUAAUACAUUUAACACCAUGCACAAUAAACUUAUUUCAACUGCCUACUAUCCUGAGAAAAUAUGUGUGUGCAUUGUGAGGUUUACCUGAGGACAGUGGAUGUACAUGCUCACAUUUAACUUGGCCCAAUCACUUGAAUGAUGUCAUAGCCCAAUAAUCUGAAGAUACUCCCUCUUCUCCAUUUCUCAGCCUUAUCAGUUCUGAUUUCAUGGACAGGACAUUUUAGGGAAAAGGAGAUAGUUACACUGAACAACAGCUAGCUGAUCAUAGAUCAUAGAAUGUUGAUCAUAAUAUGGUUUAUUUACAAUGUAUUAGUGUUCUGGAAAUCUUCUCUAAAAAUAACAAAGUAAGGAGAAACAAGUAAUACUUUUUGUUUGAUGGUUAAAAAAUGAACCCCAAAAAGAGGAAUCCCUUGAAACUUCUAAACGCCCAUGAAGCACACAUUCUGAACCAUGUGUACUUUGAAAUCCCUUUAUUUGUCUACAAGUUGUCAGUCAGGCUUACCUUUCUAGAAUUUAAUGGGGUUUAACCAUGCACAGGUUAGUACAUUUGCUUUAUGCUUAGUAUUUAGGGAAAAAUUAAAAGAUACUAUUUACAGUUUUUAAAAUUGAUGCUUUAAUAAUGCAAAAUUCAAUACCCUUGUAUCAAGUGUAACCAUGUAAUACUUUACUGUGAAGAGAGUUCUGUGUGAUUUAUGUGCCCCCCCCCCCCCCCCCCCCCUUUCACUUACUUGUUUCAGUCAUGUAAUGCAGUAUGUCAGUGCUAAUUUGUAUGCCAUUUUAUUUGGUGUGUCUGACUGUCGGUUAGAUGAGACCCCUUAUAUUGUGAUAUGCAUCUGCACAGUAAAUAUAUAAGGGUGUCCAAAAAAUAAACUCCAACAUUCUCAUUGUGUAAGUUGAGCUUGGAAUGUUUAGAAAAAAAAUCAACCGGCUGAACUAAAUGAAUGAGUGUUUGUGUUUGGAUCUUCUUAGAUUUACAUGAUCUUACAGAAUCUCAGCUUUUCUAUGUAGUGAUAAUGCUUAGCAUAAAAACAACACCAACCUGGAUUAUGUUUGAAUAUCUCUUCCUUUUUAUCUGGUCUCAUUUGUGUUUUGAGGGCUAUUAAAUGUUUGUUUCUGUCUGUUGUUUUCUCCCUCUGUAUAUUCUCCUUUAUUCUAAGAUGUUACAUAUCUUUUUUUUUUUUUCCUGACAAAUUCUGUAUGUGAACAAAUUUAAUUAAUAUAAAAAUAUAGCGCAUUUACAUUUUCUGAAGUUAUUAAAUUUGAAUAAAAGAGAUGCUUAAGCUGUU
Ctenopharyngodon idella (grass carp) is the source of this 5045-nucleotide messenger RNA. Its product is annotated as SEC14-like protein 1. Bases 458 to 2644 code for a protein of 728 amino acids. The record is from RefSeq and is a predicted model, not a curated record. The transcript has 17 exons. Gene Ontology annotation, biological process: negative regulation of RIG-I signaling pathway. Lineage: Eukaryota; Metazoa; Chordata; Actinopteri; Cypriniformes; Xenocyprididae. Gene Ontology annotation, molecular function: RIG-I binding. Gene Ontology annotation, cellular component: cytosol; cytoplasm.